AUGCUUCGCCUUUUCUGGCCAUUGUUCUGGGCUACGGUAGUGGCAGCCGUAUACGAAUAUGAUGGAGGUAAGUAAAAUUAUUUUAAGUAGUUUCUCAGUCACUUUUGUAAGUAUUGGAAGCAUAGAAAGUUUCAAAAAUUUCAAAAAUAAAAAAUUGAAUAUACAAAUUUUUGGAUUUCAUCCAUUUUUUUUUGAUGUCUCAAAAAAGUCUCAGUAUUUCGAUAAAAUUUCUAACCCAAUUACUUCACCGUGCUGCAAAAAGUCGACUUUUAACAUGCACAGUGCAGCUUUCAAGUCGACAGACGCACUGCACUGUGCGAAUUUUCGUUCGCUUCAUUGCACAGUGCAAACAGCCAGCGACGAAGAUCGCACCGUGCAGGCGAAAAAGUGAACCCCAAAAUGUGCACGGUGCAAACUUUAAAGCCAAAAAAAAGCUUCCUUGCACAGUGCAAGCAGCCAGCGACGAAGAUCGCACCGUGCGGCGUAAACAACAACCCCAAAAGAUGCACAGUGCAAAUUUUUAGGCCAAAAAGAGUGCAAUGUGCGCGUCGCGGAUGAUUUUAUUGCACAGUGCGAAACUCCGGCGACAAAAUUAGUUGCGCGACGCUCCUUUCGAACAUUUUGCACUGUGCAAUUUCUCAAACUUCACGCCGACGCCGUUGAGAAAAGCUUGUGUCGCAGCGAUAUUGUACUUGCACGGUGCAAAAGGUCAAAUGCAUCCCACAAAAAGGGGUUUUGUGCACGGUGCGGCUUGGGACAAAGAGUCUACACACUUUUGAAAAAUCGUAAUCCUUAACCUCAUUCACUUUCAUUAUAUCAUUCAGAGGUUCCGACGAUCAAAAUAAAAUACUCGGAAGACAAGGAUGCCAAGGAGAGCACUGGCCUUUUGACCAUGGCCACGGUUGAUACCCUUGUUCUCUCAAAAGAAUGCGCUAAAAAGGACACUUGCACACCAUACGAACAUACCAGCUAUUACGAUAAAGAGUAGGCAAAGGUUUCCGUGUCAUGACAAAACAAUUUUGUGGAAAAAAUAAUUUUUAUUCAAGUCCUGAAUACAUAUUCUAGCAUCAACAAGGACAAGAAAUCACGCACUAUCUCAAUAGACUAUCUCAAUUACAAAUUGAAAUGCGGUCUGUACACGGCGCGUCUUAUUUUUGGAAAUUACAAUAGUGACUCCGCUCCAAUCUACGCCGUGGAGAGUGUUGAAAACAACAAGUUGGAUCUGCCACAGGACGCUCUGGUUGGGCUGGAAUUUGGAGACAGCCUUGACAAGGGUUUUGCCAUCAGUAGCUUCAUGGAAAACGCCGGGAAUGGCAAGAAAGUAAUGAUUUUCCGAACCGGACCAUUCAUUCAGCAAUUGGUAAGUUUAGUUUAAAAAAUUCUGCACUACGCGAUAAAAAAAAAGUUUCGAAAUUGCACUGUGCAAUUGUUUGGAAAUCUAAAAAGUACAGUAUUUUUGUAUGUCUCACAGCAUUCCGAAUUAUUUUUGCCGCCGACCGGCGUCCGAAAAAAUGAAAAAAUGAGAUUUGCCUCUUACAUUUUUACCAAUAUCUCGCUAGCCUCGAAGUGUAACGCGAAUCUGAAAAUUGCGUUUACAAGCUGACACAUUUGCCCUUCAAAAUAUAUUAAUUUUGUAAUGAUACUUAUUAUGUACGACAAGGAAACCAUUGCUGAAAAAUGGCAAAUUUCAACAUUCAAUGCCAGAAAAAUGUACUUUCUAAGUGCCAGAUCACAAAAUUAUGGGCUUCAUUGUAUACAGCAUCUUGAAUACUAUAAGAUAAAACAAUUUCAAGCAUUUUCUGGCCCGAUUCGCAGAGUUAUAACCGAAAAACUGCAAUUUUGGCCUUCUUAUUGAGCUAUCUGCACUUUAAAAGUAGAUACAAAAAAAACAUUUCUAUGAUUUUUGUUGCCCAGGUUGUGAUGGACCACUGUGCAAAAUCUCAGCUUUCCAGGACUCCUCCGAAAAAAGUUAUAACGGUUACAAUAUGUGACCCUUGUAUGCCCAAUAUUCUGUAAAAUACAGCAAACCAUGGUAAAAAAUAGCUCUAUAUGACCUAUGUAAACUUACUCGAAACCUAAACACUGCCUCACAGAGUUUUCCGCACAAGAGACACGAUUUCAAGUUUUCGCUAUACUAAUGCGAAAAGAGUGAAAAGUUGGGGCAUAGCUGGGAAAUUUUUUAAUGUGGUUGACCGUGUAUUUACGGUAAAAUUUUUAAACUCCGGCCAACGCAGCGGCAACAAUAGGAAUUCCAUCAUACAAAGCCAUCUUGCACCGUAGUUUACCGUAUUUUACAAAAUAUUGGGCAUACAAGGGUCACAUAUUGUAACCGUUAUAACUUUCUUCGGAGGAGUCCUGGAAAGCUGAGAUUUUGCACAGUGGUCCAUCACAACCUGGGCAACAAAAAUCAUAGAAAUGUUUUUUUUGUAUCUACUUUUAAAGUGCAGAUAGCUCAAUAAGAAGGCCAAAAUUGCAGUUUUUCGGUUAUAACUCUGCGAAUCGGGCCAGAAAAUGCGUGAAAUUGUUAUGUCUUAUAGUAUUCAAGAUGCUGUAUACAAUGAAGCCCAUAAUUUUGUGAUCUGGCACUUAGAAAGUACAUUUUUCUGGCAUUGAAUGUUGAAAUUUGCCAUUUUUCAGCAAUGGUUUCCUUGUCGUACAUAAUAAGUAUCAUUACAAAAUUAAUAUAUUCUGAAGGGCAAAUGUGUCAGCUUGUAAACGCAAUUUUCAGAUUCGCGUUACACUUCGAGGCUAGCGAGAUAUUGGCAAAAAUGUAAGAGGCAAAUCUCAUUUUUUCAUUUUUUCGGACGCCGGUCGGCGGCAAAAAUAAUUCGGAAUGCUGUGUGUCUGCUAACUUUUCGAUUUUCAAAAAAUUACGGUAUAAUUUUUCUUCAUUUCACCAUUGAGUCAUGGUUAUUUUUCAGAAAAAAAAAGAGAUCAAGACCGCGAAAGGGAAGUUUGAGAUCGGUGAGACAACGCUCGCUGGGUGUGGCAACUUCACAAUGAUACCUACAAUCGCAAAUAAAGGAUGGAAAGCCGCGGCGACGUAAGGCACUGAGAUUUUAGGCCUUAACCGAGAGAGUCAAAGUCUAGUAAUUUUCAAACAAUAAUUGAGAUUUUUUGAAUGUACCCAAAGAUUUUGAUAUUCCUAUAAAAAAUUCAUACCCGACAUACUCCACAUAUCAAUCUCCGAAAUUUUUUUCGAUUUGCAGUUAGUGACGUGACACCAGUAAUCGCGGAAAGUCGCCGAACCAAAAUCGGCGACACGCACCGUGCGAAAACAAUAUCAGUCUGUCGGGAAAAUAACGGCGGAUCGUCGCGCCUCGGAAUCGCCCAUCAUCGCUUUGCGACGACUGCCGAAGCUGGGGAUUUGGUGCGCGAUAGAGACAUUUUGAUGCGAGACCCGCCGUUAUUUUCCCGACAGACUGAUAGUUCUCUUUGCACUGUGCAAUUUCUUACUUUUUGCACCGUGCAAUAGGCUUUUUUUUGGCUGUCGCUCGCAGGAAUCCUUCGAUUGCGACCCCGCUUGAUUGCGACCUCGCAUCGAUUGCGACCCCGCAUCGAUUGCGACCCAAAAUGGGGUAAAGCGACCCCGGGAUGAAAAUUCCUUGAUUCUCUUCGGGAAAAACUUGCUUUAGGGGUUUUCGAGGGUGCUGAUUUCGAAAAUGAUGUUCAUUUUUCCUCUAGUAUUACAUAGUACUGUCUGAUACUAUAUAGUACGAAGUGAAAAUAUCGCUUUUGACGUUAAAUACUCGAUUUAGGGGUUUUCGAGGGUGCUGAUUUCGAAAAUGAUGUUCAUUUUUCCUCUAGUACUACAUAGUACUGUCUGAUACUAUAUAGUACGAAGUAAAAAUAGGCGUACUAAGCACCAGAACAACACCACGAACGCCUAAAAGGCCAACUUUAACCUCGUACUACAUAGUAUCAGAUAGUACUAUAUAGCACCAAGUCUUUAAAACGUGUUUUUGAAGAGUACUAAGCAUCAAACCAACACCAUUAACGUCAAAAGCGAUAUUUUGACUUCGUACUAUAUAGUAUCAGACAGUACUAUAUAGCACCAAGUCUUUAAAACGUGUUUUUGAAGAGUACUAAGCAUCAAACCACCACCAUUAACGUCAAAAGCGAUAUUUUCAUUUCGUACUAUAUAGUAUCAGACAGCACUAUGUAGUACUAGAGGAAAAAUGAACAUCAUUUUCGAAAUCAGCACCCUCGAAAACCCCUAAAGCAAGUUUUUCCCGAAGAGAAUCAAGGAAUUUUCAUCCCGGGGUCGCUUUACCCCAUUUUGGGUCGCAAUCGAUGCGGGGUCGCAAUCGAUGCUGGGUCGCAAUCGAUGCGGGGUCGCAAUCGAUGGAAUUCUCGCUCGCACCCUACUUCGCACAGUGCAAAGCCGCUGGAGUGGUUUCUGCGACAUGCACUGUGCGAAAACAAAAGUUCUCUUUGCACUGUGCAAUGUCUUCCUUUUUGCACCGUGCAAUAGGCUUUUUUUGGCUGUCGCUCGCACCCUGACUUUUUUCGCACAGCGGAAACUCCAAAAAUUAGUCCGGCGACUUUUCGGAAUGACGAUUUUGGGAAAGAGCACGUAAAACGAGGGGAGUCGGUUGGGAAAGGCAUUUGUUGGUUCAUACGUUUGAAACUCAAGAAAAUCCUUUUUAGAGUGACAAUUGGAGGCACCGAAUAUAAAACAAAGACCAUUUCCUUCUCUUUUGACAAACUGAUCACCGUGCCUACCACAAUAUACGACGCCAAAUUCAAAGACAAAGGCGAAGCGGACCUUCCCGAAAUUUCCAUCAAUUUUGGCGGUGACAAUAACUUCACCAUCGGCAAACUAAACCUUCAGAACUACGGCGACGACAAGCACGAAAAGCUGGAAGUUCUCGUUAAAGACGGAGCCCCCGAGGAUGAAAUAAUUUUGGGGAAGAACUUCCUCAGCGAUUACUGCAUCGGCUUGAAAUCGAAUGAUGAACAAAAUAAGUUCGAGAUAUGGCUGGCGCCUAUUACCGAGAAGGGGAACGACCCACAAUGGGAAGAAUAUGAUGAUGGAAAUGGCGGUGGUGGCCAAGGCGGAGGCGGAGGUGGAGGCAAAGGUGGAAAAGGAGAUGAAAAGGGCAAAGGCGCUUUCACCGCAUCGUGCUCAGUACUCUUGAAUGUCCUCAGUGCCUCCAUUUUGGCUUUUUUUGCAAGACUUGCGCAAUAA
Molecule: messenger RNA, 5191 nt
Organism: Bursaphelenchus xylophilus (pine wood nematode)
Lineage: Eukaryota; Metazoa; Nematoda; Chromadorea; Rhabditida; Aphelenchoididae
Source: the annotation of a GenBank genome assembly